AAUGGAUAUCUUCACAGCUUUGCGACAAUAUCGAACCAUUCAUACAACACAUACCCAUAUAUCCAUAGGUACCUACUUGGUCGUACGAUUUUAUUUUGUUUAAGACGAAGGUUAGAAGGUGUCAUCCAUUACCAACCAACAAAAAGAUACAAAUCCCCCUUCUGAUGCUCUUGAACACCGGGCUGCGCAUCGCGCAAGUCCAAUCUCAAUUUUUAAGCACGAGGACACAUUCAAUUGUUCCUCUCGUCGCAAGUCGCAUUUCGAAGAGAUCUGCUGCCCCGAUAUACAACUACUACUACCACUGCUACUUAACAAAACCACACCGACGAUUCGCAUCCACGUCCACAACGUCAUCGCCUGCCAAGGAAACCAGCGAACCACCCAAAUCCGUUCCCGAAAUCGUCUUCUCAGGCGGCCCCUUUGAGCCCCUCACGCCCGCCUCCCUUCUCAACCCCCCUGCCACCACCCGUCCACCCCCACUCGACCUACCGGUCCGCGAGCCCUCCGUCUCGCUAAUCAAGCAUCUAUUCCGGCUCGGCAAAGCCUACACCACCUUCUACAAGUCCGGGAUCGUCGCCAUCUACACCAACUACCGCUUACUAACCGCGACCCGACACAAAGACCCCACCCCGGCCUCCGCCAUCCACAUCGAAGCCGUCGGGUACCCUACCCGCGCUGAUGCGCUCCUCUACCACCGCGUCAUCCACGACAUCAAGCGCCUCCCCAUCUUCGGGAUCCUCCUCAUCAUCUGCGGGGAGCUCACCCCCCUCAUCGUCCUCCUCUUCCCGCGCCUCACGCCCUACACCUGCCGCAUACCAAAGCAGAUCGAGUCGAUGCGCGCGUCCGCCGACGCCCGGCGCGCCGCCAGCCUCGCACAGCUACGCUCCAAGCUCGAUUCCCUCAAAGACGGCACCGCCGCCGCCAAGGAAAUCGAGGAGAGUCUCAGCAACGCGCACAUAUGCCGGAGCCUCGGCCUCACCAGCCCGGCGUGGGACAAACUACACCUCCGCUCGCCCUUCACCGGCACCAAGGCGCGCAAGAUGGUCCAGUACCUGGUCGGCGACGACACCGCGCUGCGGAUCAACGGGGGCGUGGACCCGCUGGUCGACGAGGAAGUGGUUCUCGCGUGCGAGGAGCGCGGCAUCAGCGUCUUGCACCAGCCCAUCGACCAAUUGCGGACGCAGCUAGAGAACUGGCUUCGGCAGACGGCCCCUCAUGAUCACCAUCAUCAGAAGCCCAAGUUCCAGCCCAAGCUCAACCACUCAAAGAAGGGAGGGAAGAAGGAGCAUCACGCGCCGCCAAGGGAGAGGUGGGGCCAUGGGAUUGUCGCCGAGAACAAGGUCCGGGAGUUGCUUGUUGGGUUCAACAGCAAAAAGAUAUAGCAAGGUAUAUGAGCUUCCCGGUCACACGAGCAUUAGUCAUCACGAUAGGUAUCAUGAGUAGUUUUCACCUAUGCAUUUGCUGGUAUAUAUACAUAGCAUAUUUGUACGAUAUGGCGGGUUUAAAAAAAAAAGAGUAUUGGUGGACUUAAAACUCGGCUCACAAAAGGAGAGUAGGUAAACAAUACGUACUAUAAAUGACUCACGUGAUUCAAUGAGCA
Hypoxylon fragiforme is the source of this 1600-nucleotide messenger RNA. RefSeq lists its product as uncharacterized. Gene Ontology annotation, molecular function: ribosome binding. Gene Ontology annotation, biological process: intracellular monoatomic cation homeostasis. The transcript has a single exon. The coding region runs from base 165 to 1382 and encodes 405 amino acids. The record is from RefSeq and is a predicted model, not a curated record. NCBI's taxonomy places the organism in Eukaryota, Fungi, Ascomycota, Sordariomycetes, Xylariales, Hypoxylaceae. Gene Ontology annotation, cellular component: mitochondrial inner membrane.